AAAAAAUACAACUUUUAAACAAGUGUGCUACUUUUUUUUUUCUUUACUCUCUCUCCAAUGAUCUUAUCUCCAUUUAUUUCAUGUUAUAACUUAUUUUUCUCUCUUUCUUUCAUCUUCUUCAACAUUUUUAGUAAAAAUUAAGAAUACCCACAAAGCAGAAAACAGUUUCUGUCAUGUCACUUCUUAUUCUCUGCUACAACUUUCUUGAAAUUAAAAAAAAGGUUCUUCCAAAAAGUUGAAUUUUGCUACAGUUCAAGAAGUUUUGGAGUUCUUCUGAUUAUUUGUCAAAGUGCAAUAAAACUGAAACUCCGUAGGUAUUGUAUUUCUCAUUUCAACCUUUAAUUAACUAACCAUUUUAGCACUAUCUUGUUGAACUAAGCUUUUUCCUACACAAUUUAACUGACCUUUGAGUCAUUACUAUGAUAACAACCAGUCAUAAUUAAGCUUCAACAUGAGCCUGGUGUUUGAGGUUGUAAGCAGGUAGAUCUUUUCCCAUAUGUGAACAAAUGAUGUACUUUUAUUUGAUGCACUGGUACUGAUUUGAGAAUGUAGAAUUCCUACUCGUUCGUGUGGUAUCUAUUUUACUGAUCUGGGAAUUUCAAAGCUGUUUCCAUAGAGGUGAAUCAACUAACGAAGAUCAUCCAUUGAUUUAACACUCCCUGUUGUUUUACCGAAGUCUAAAUCCGUACCCGACUUUUCUCCAAGCAACAUGAAGCCUCCAAAUUUCAAUCUUGAAUCAGAAGACGAGUCUGAGGUCAGCAACUGCCAAGUGGGUUCAAACAUAUCCGUCCAAGAAAUUCAUCCUGGUCCUUCCCUUAAUCUUCAGCAGGAAUCAGUUCCUGUUACUCUUGACUUGACUCUUGGCUUCAACAGAAGCGACUCCGAGUUGAAAGCCAAUGGAGAGGUGAGUGACGAAGUAGUACCCCAUCCUCCAACGGCAGCAUUAUCCAGAGUUUUCUCGUGCAAUUUCUGCAGGCGCAAGUUUUACAGCUCCCAGGCGUUGGGCGGACACCAGAAUGCACAUAAGAGGGAGAGGACUUUAGCUAAGAGAGCAAUGCGGAUGGGAAUGUUAUCGGACAGGUACGCUAGCCUAGCAUCAUUGCCCCUUCACGGGGCCGCAUUUCGAUCUCUUGGCGUUGAAGCUCAUGCUUCCGCACACCAACGCGUCUCGCACCAAGAAACGCCUAUUCAUGCAAUUAGAAGCGGGGCGAGAUUUGAACAAGGCUAUUUCGGGAUGCCAGUAUUCGUGGAGGAUGAUGAAGUGGAGGUGUUCUGGCCCGGUAGCUUCAGGCAAAUAGAGGGAAUUGGUGGCAAUAUGGGGUAUAAUUCAGGGCAAAGUUCAAGCAUAAAUUUUGUAGCUGUAGCUCCUCAAACUAGGACAGAUCCAACAUUGCCUGAUCUUAAUUUGAAACUCUGAUGGAUUCUUUUUUUUUUUGCAUUCUAUUCUACUAUUUGUAUCAGAAUUUCAUAAUUGUGGUAUUACAUUAGUGCUCUAUUUGUACAGGAGGUGAAUAUUUGAGACUGUCUUGAGCUUUCAAUUUUGAA
Solanum tuberosum (potato) is the source of this 1545-nucleotide messenger RNA. Its product is annotated as zinc finger protein 4-like. The record is from RefSeq and is a predicted model, not a curated record. Bases 710 to 1417 code for a protein of 235 amino acids. Lineage: Eukaryota; Viridiplantae; Streptophyta; Magnoliopsida; Solanales; Solanaceae. The transcript is spliced from 3 exons.